Messenger RNA from Miscanthus lutarioriparius, 3261 nucleotides. The record is from the annotation of a GenBank genome assembly. NCBI's taxonomy places the organism in Eukaryota, Viridiplantae, Streptophyta, Magnoliopsida, Poales, Poaceae.
AUGGGGGCGUCGGGAUCGGGAGGCAACGAGCCCGGCGGACGGCCCUGGACGGCGACCAGCACGUGGGCCCCCGGUCCCGCCGGCGGGACCGUGGAGGACGCUGUCUCGUUCGAGACCUCCGACGACGACGCGGAGGCGUCACUGGCGGGCGUCGUGCUCUGCCACCCGCCGGCCGACUCGGACGGCGACAUGGCUCCCUGCCCCUGCGAGGUCACUGUUAGUUUCAGGGGAAAGUAUGAGAUUCACAGGGUAUAUGUGCGAAGCACAGCUCGGAUAUAUGAACUAUACCACUCUCCUGAUGCAAAGGGUACCAGCAAGGAUUAUCUAUGCACUGUGCGUUGUGGACUUGCUGUUAAAGAACCGCAGCCCUGUGGUGAAGAAAUUAUGUCUCAGUGGACUGGCAGUGCUUUAAACAGUGACAAGCGUGAACAUGAGGCAAAAAGUGUAAGCAGUGGUAGUGAUGAAGAUAGUUGGGUUGAUGUCAAGAUUCCAGAAUCUCCUGCACGAAAUAAAACACUAGAAUCUGAAGAUAGGAAUGUGAUUCGAACCUGCCAAGAAAAUACUCUGGCACACUAUGAAGCUACUGCCGAGAUGACUGAUGUGAACCCAUGUGUAUCUCUUACCAUCCGUCUUCUAUCACUUCAGUCAAAGACAUCAGUGCACAUUGAGGAGAUCUACAUAUUUGCGGAUCCUGUUGAGUUCACCAAUGAUGAUUCAGUAAGAGGGAUAGAAAGUGGAAUGAGCCCUAUAAUUGGUGGUGCAGUAUCUGAUGAAAAAAGUAGCGAAGGUGAGUUCCAGUUCAAGGACCCCGAUUCUCAUCCAUUACCUGUACAAACAUUAGAAAGUACACAAGCGCCAUCAGUGAAGGACCAGCGAGAAUUGAACACAGGUCAUCUUGCUAAUCCCCUCGUGAAUGAAAACUUUACUCCUUGUAAUCAUAUUGAGAGAAAGUUGGAUACUCUGCUCUUGAAGGUAGAGAAGAUGGAAUUAUAUUGCUCAAGGUUUGAGGACAACAUGAUAAAGCCCCUUGGUAGCAUUGAGGCAAGGCUUCAACGACUGGAGGAACAGUUUAAUUCGUUCUCUGUGGAUAUUCAGUCUUUGAGAGGUUCUUCUGCAUUUACCUCAGCACCAGAUGGUAUGUCUAAUACAACGAGCUCACAGGAGGAAGCACAUAAUGAUGCUAAUGAUAAAAGUACUCCUACAACUGACAGGAAGCCAGGUUUAGUUGUCAGGGCGCCAGAUUUUAUGUCAGAUGAUUCCUGUUGUUAUAAUGUAAUAACUAAUGGAAACCAUGUUAAUUUUCGUGGGCCUAAUGUGGUGCCAAGGCUACUUGUAAAGGUCCCUGAUUCUAUUGCUCAACCUGAGCUAACUGAUGGAAACCUUCAUGAUGGGCCUGCUCUAUCCUCUGAAAAGGAGCGUAAAACUUCCCCAGGUUUAGUUGUCAAGGUUCCUGAAUUCCCAGAUGAUGAUGAUGAUGAUGACGAAGUGGAAGAAAAGAAACAAGCUGAAGUUUGUGGUGAUGGUGAUGAUCACACAUGGUCUGAUGAUACUCCGAGGAAAAGCACAGCUGGCAACACCAAGAGCAAAAACACUGUAUCUAUCAAUGGUGCAUUGGCGUCUGCAUUGGAGGCAUUACUCACUUCUACCAAAGAAACAUCAUCUUCGAAACCUGCUGUUUGCACUACCAGUAAUUUAUGUGCUGAAAAUAUCGAUAAUUCCUUCAGUUGUUCCCUUUCUCCUGGAAAAACUUGUGAGAUGUCCACUAAAGAUGGUUCAGCUGACCAAUUUCUGGGUGCAUCUGGUGAUGCAAAUUUGGUCGGUGGCUUCAUAUCUUCUCCGGAUAUUGACACAACUCCACAUAAUUCUCUCUCAAAGGAAAUGUUGGAUAGCAGGGUUGAGAUAAAUGAACAGAACGAUGAUAUCAAUACAUCAAAGGUGGCAUUUGUUGCAAUCGCAGAACCAUUGGAUGUUCCCUCACAGACUGAUACAAUUGAGGAAUCUAUUGAUGAUGGAAAUUGCGUGAAUAGACAAAACAAUGGUCCUAAUUUGAAUGCAAUGCCAUAUGUUGUGAAUACUGGACCUUUGGAUCCUCCUACAGUUUUUGAACCUGUUGAUAGUGGGGUUGAGGUGAAUGGAAAUAGACCUUCCAUAUCCUUGGUGGAGUUUCUUGCAGCAAGGAAUGCUAGCUCUUGUAAGAAUGGUACUUCUGAGGUAUGCCUUGGUAAUGAUGGUGCUGAAAAACUGUCUUUUGAGAGAACAUCGGCUAGAGCUGAUAAAAAUUCGAAAAAUAUCAGUCAACUUCUAGUGAAGAGAGCUCUUGAAGUCGAUGCAGAUGAGGGAAUUUUUUUGUCUAGUGUACCCAUUGGGGCAAAAUUUGAAGGAUCAAGCAGUAAUGCCCCCAGAACUAGGGGUGGCGAUAUUAAUAAUACGAAAGCAGCAGUCUCAGAUGAGGAAUGUGGCCUGAAAAGUACAGAGAAUGGAUUUAGGCCUUCUUCAAUGAUGGACUCUAUAUUUUCUCAGUAUCAUGCUACAGAUUCCAAUAAAAAAUUGAUUGAGAACAGCAGUUUGGACUGGAGUCUAGAUGAGAGUUUUUCAAAACAGAAUGGGGAACAUUCCUGUUCAAGUUCGAUUAGUAUGGGUAUGGAGUCGUUUAGUGGAGCACCUGCCAGAGAACCUAUUAUUUCAGGGAAUGACACGUCAGGAAACUACGUUGAAGAUCUUGCAGGCAUUGGAGAUCGUCCUGUUGCAACACUAAUUUCUGGGGAAGAGCUGCAAAAGGUUUGUGAUUUACUUUAUGAGUUUAAGGAUGACAUGCUGGCCAUGACCUCGGCAGGAAAGGGUACAAAUAAGAGCAGCCCGUCCCUUGAAGUAUUGCUUGCUGAAUCAUCUGAUUCUGAAGCACAAAAUUCUGAUCUGGAGGGUAUUGACAGUGGUGCUGGCAUUGGCUCAACUCGACUGUUUAGUACACUCUCAUCCUCAGACGACGAUGCUUCUGCUGCGGAUGAGCCUUUAGUUGAUAUUGCUGACCUGACUACACCAUCAGAACCAUAUACUUCUGCUCUUAAUAAGCCUCUGGUUGACGUGGCUGACUUGACAAACCCUUCAGGGAUAGAUGCUUCUUCAGUGAAUGAGCCUUCAGCUGAUGUGGUUGAUCUGCCACAUACUUCAAACGAGCCUUUGGUCAGUUUGGAUGAUCUGCCAAAACCUCCAGAGACGUCUUUUGGUGGGAGCAGUGGAGAACAUCUUGACAGUCUUAUAUGA